CCUGGCUCGAUGAUGGAGUGGGCUACUGCCUGGGCAAAAGGUAUAAGCUUCAGACGCGACGCUAAUCAAGAUGUUGGCGGUUUUUUUGCUCAGGUUGGCCAGUUGUACAUAGUAUAUCAUAUCUGGGCAUAUCCGUCUAUGUGUGCACGAAACGAGACACGUCAGGCUACAUGGGCGAAGCCAGGCUGGGAUGCUACAGUUGCUUACACUGUUCCCCUUAUCAAGGUGAUGCAGUCCAGAAUCCUUUCUCCCACAAAAUACUCCCAACUGCAGUGA
Molecule: messenger RNA, 276 nt
Organism: Ostertagia ostertagi
Lineage: Eukaryota; Metazoa; Nematoda; Chromadorea; Rhabditida; Trichostrongylidae
Source: the annotation of a GenBank genome assembly